Molecule: messenger RNA, 721 nt
Organism: Schistosoma spindalis
Lineage: Eukaryota; Metazoa; Platyhelminthes; Trematoda; Strigeidida; Schistosomatidae
Source: the annotation of a GenBank genome assembly
CGUCAAACGAAAGCGCGGGUAAGUUUAAACGUUUUUGCUAUGGCGUUUAAUACAGUCAGAUACUUCCGUCUUCCAAUUUACUUAAGAUGUAGAUUAUACAGUACGGAAAGUGCAUCAACAGUAACCCACACUGGCCAGACAUUCUCGUUAAAUGACCCAUCAGUUGCAAGAUUUACUAUCGGUGAUAAGUUGGUCAAUAAGCAAUUCGCAGAAAAGCUGAUAGCAGAGGUCCCCCCGAUCGCUUGCAAAGAAAAUAUAAUCAGUUGCGACGGUGGUGGUGGCGCACUUGGGCAUCCUAAAAUAUACAUCAACUUGGACCAACCAGGUAAUCAUACUUGCGGGUACUGUGGUUUGCGAUUUUACCUAGACAAAAAAAGCCACUGAAACCUACGGCAACCACGAUUUGGAACGGAAAAAUAUCCUACUUUGUGCGUUAUGAUAUCAUGUUUUGAUGAAUAUCUUUGUGUUUUUAGAAGUUUGUGAAGUGUUACUGAAAAUAGCUUACAAUCACAUACAGUAUAUUCUUCCUUACUAUGGUUUUUGGCCGAGGAGUCUGAAGUACUGUUUAGUUUUACAAGGUGGUGUGUCUGAAAGACAUCGCCAACCGCUGUAAAGGUAAUGGACGUAACACAUGUAAUCUAUGUGAUGUCUUUAACUCAUACAUUGAUCAUAGUAUGGUAGGUGAACGGUACACGCCCAAUACUCUAAAAUAUAGCCGUCG